Messenger RNA from Cylicostephanus goldi, 399 nucleotides. Lineage: Eukaryota; Metazoa; Nematoda; Chromadorea; Rhabditida; Strongylidae. The record is from the annotation of a GenBank genome assembly.
AUGCUGGCUGAGGUUUUUUUUCUCAAGAGUAUCGAUGGAAAUUUCAGAGAAUUUGCAAGCCAUGUGGAUAGCGAUUUUGGUAACUCGUUCCUGGUUAAGCGCCUUUCUAAUGAUGAUUUUACUACUCGUGUUGUAGCUGCCAUUGCUAAAGUAGCUUUGAUUAGGGAUCGUUUCCGCCUUGGACAGAUGUCUUCAGGCUGUUUACCAGCUCUUGAUUUGCUUUUUGAUUCACUUCAUUCCCUUCUGCUCAGCGAAGAUUUCUCAGAAAUUGCUGAUGAAUCCACUUAUGUAGAUGGAGUACGUUAAGAGAUACUGGAUGCAGAUUCGGCUGUUCGACCUCAGGAACGAGGCGAAUGCAUGAUUGAAAAGAAUAGGUCCGUUGUAAAUUUGCUCUACUAA